AUGGAACAGCUUCAACAACGAAUCUUCGGAUCGCCCGCGUCGCCCUCUUGGGCUGCUACGCUGCAGGGCUUUGCAGAGUCUAUCUACACCAACCCACUCAACCUCGUCCUUUUGCUCGCUAUUGUCUACAUUGUCAUCCCACUCAUUCGUCCCGCUUUGCCAGAGUCCUCGCGGUGGACACCGUCGAUAGCAGAAGCGCGAUCGCACCUCGCCGCGCCUUCGGAUCGAUACACUUACCUGCCACCCAACCACCCCGACACGGUCGAGUGGACCAAGUACACACCACGCACGCUGGCCGUCUUUGACGGAACUGGAGCCACCAAGCAAGACGGCCCGCGCAUCUUGCUCGCCAUCAACCGCAAAGUAUUCGACGUCACCAAAGGCAAGAACUUCUACGGUCCGGGUGGUCCGUACGGAAACUUUGCCGGCAGGGACGCCAGCAGAGGCAUGGCCAAGCAGAGCUUUGACAUGGAAAUGUUGACGCCUCUGGACAAGCCGAUCGACACGCUUCAAGAUCUCACUGCGAGCGAGGUCAAAAACAUGAAAGAGUGGGAAGCACACUUCACCGGCAAAUACGGCAUUGUCGGCGAGCUCGUCGAUGAGUCCGAGGCGUAA
Molecule: messenger RNA, 615 nt
Organism: Pseudozyma hubeiensis SY62
Lineage: Eukaryota; Fungi; Basidiomycota; Ustilaginomycetes; Ustilaginales; Ustilaginaceae
Product: potential sterol binding protein
Exons: 2
Coding region: 1-615 (204 amino acids)
Cellular component (GO): endomembrane system; membrane
Source: RefSeq, a predicted model, not a curated record